AUGAGUUAUCCUUACUCAAAAGUACCUUCAGAAACUGCUUCACUUGUUCCCAAAGUCCUAGGCUUUCACAUCAUUCUAAAAAAGUCAACAAACUCUGGUCUCUGGGAGCUACUACUUGAUUCAGUGUUCGCAUCUGAUGAUGAGGAACGCCUCAUGAUGGACGUAUUCCGGGGAUAUAAUUCACUUAUUCAAGUGAGUUUCUAUCGAAUUUCCGAUCAAUAUCGACAAGUACAUGGAUUUUUCAACCUUGCAUGCCCACCAGGAAAUGCCCAGCGACGAAUGCCAAUCAUCGUGAAGGUCGCAUUGCAGCUUGUCUUACUUAUAAACGUAGAUGAAAAGAACCAAGUGAUGCAUACAAAUGUGUGGUUAACGCUGAAGUGGCACGAUUUUCAAAUGCGAUGGAAUCCGGUAAAUUAUGGUGAGAUUAAAGAGAUAAGAGUUACCAACCGCGCCGAUGGUAACUAUGAAGUGUCUUUCAUGUGUAAUGUUGUCAUAAACUGUGAUGGUGACAUGCUAUGGGUACCGCCAGCAAUUUACAAAAGCUCGUGUAUCAUCGACGUAGAGUACUUCCCAUUUGAUGAGCAGGUGUGCACGUUAGUAUUUGGAUCCUGGACGUACAACGAGAACGAGAUUAAACUUGAGUUCGAACAAGCUGAGUGGGUGGAUCUGUCUGAAUAUGCGCCUUCUUCCAUAUGGGAUGUCAUGGACGCUCCUGCGUCAUUGGUGAACAAGCGAAGUCGAAUAGAAUUUCAAGUCAGAAUCAGGUUGGAAGAUAUGAUUGCAAGAGCUGAUUUCAACAAUCUGACUGAUAACUAG
Molecule: messenger RNA, 816 nt
Organism: Cooperia oncophora
Lineage: Eukaryota; Metazoa; Nematoda; Chromadorea; Rhabditida; Trichostrongylidae
Source: the annotation of a GenBank genome assembly